AUGCCAGUACCUGGGGGUCGCCGAUACCUUCCUUCAACUGCAGUUUUCUUAACAGAGCUCUCCAAGCUGGUGGUGUGCUUGACUGUUUCCUUGUACGAGAUUGCCACGAGCCUGCCACGGUCUACGCCUGCAACAUCAUUAUUCGGCGCUCUAACCAGCGCUGUAUUCACAGGCGACAGCUGGAAGAUGGCUGUUCCGGCUAGCCUCUACACACUUGCAAACAACCUCCAAUAUGUGGGGAUUUCUAACCUGGAUGCAGCCACCUUCCAAGUCACCUACCAGUUGAAGAUCAUUGUUACUGCUAUUUUCAGCGUCACAAUCUUAAGGAAGAGUCUGACUCUGCGGAAGUGGGCCGCGCUGAUACUAUUGAUGGUGGGGGUGGCCAUCGUUUCAAUUCCACAUAGUAAGACGGGGGGACUCGAACCCAGUGGGCACAGCAGGAUAUAUUUGCCUCGUUCGUUGGACUCCUUACGCGAACACUUUCUGGAUACAACAAACACACCUCUAGCGAAGCGCUCUGCCACCUACGAGGGUAUAGCAGAGGAUGAGAUGGCCCUGAAUCACCCUCGGGUGAGUGCCUCCAUUGGCCUAUUAUCGGUUAUUGGCGUCUGCAUAUGCUCUGGCCUUGCUGGAGUGUACUUUGAAAAAGUGAUCAAGGAUGCUCCAAAGCUGACCUCCAUGUGGAUCCGAAAUGUUCAGCUCUCCGUCUACUCGCUAGUGCCUGCACUCUUUAUUGGAGUGAUUUUUCUGGAUGGUGAGACCGUGGCCAGGUAUGGAUUCUUCGAUGGAUACGACUGGAUCGUAGCUUCAUCAGUCAUUCUCCAAGCGCUCGGAGGCAUCCUAGCGGCCUUCUGCAUCUUCUAUGCUGAUAACAUCUCGAAGAACUUCGCCACAAGCAUCAGUAUGGUGCUUAGCUCUCUGGCAAGCUUCUUUUUUUUCGAUUUUGAAGCGACAGGAAAUUUCGUGCUUGGCACUUCCGUUGUUCUUCUUGCUACAUAUCUUUAUAGCUAUCAAGAGCUCAAAAGACCUCGACCGCCUCCAAUCCGGAUACAUAGCUACGAGAAGACGACAAUUGACCGGGAUCCGAAAGAGGACGCUGGUAGAGACCUUUCCAUCAAACUCCCAUUAACACCACUCAAGAUUGAGGCAGCAUUGAGCACCAGCAGGCCGGCUAGCCCAAACCAGCAACACAAGAGGAAAGGUGAAAGUGGAACCUACUUUACGAAGCAUUUAGACUGA
Endocarpon pusillum Z07020 is the source of this 1239-nucleotide messenger RNA. RefSeq lists its product as uncharacterized. NCBI's taxonomy places the organism in Eukaryota, Fungi, Ascomycota, Eurotiomycetes, Verrucariales, Verrucariaceae. Gene Ontology annotation, biological process: pyrimidine nucleotide-sugar transmembrane transport. Gene Ontology annotation, cellular component: Golgi membrane. Gene Ontology annotation, molecular function: UDP-galactose transmembrane transporter activity. The transcript has 2 exons. The coding region runs from base 1 to 1239 and encodes 412 amino acids. The record is from RefSeq and is a predicted model, not a curated record.